Epinephelus lanceolatus (giant grouper) is the source of this 1075-nucleotide messenger RNA. RefSeq names its product exosome component 6 (gene exosc6). The record is from RefSeq and is a predicted model, not a curated record. Gene Ontology annotation, biological process: poly(A)-dependent snoRNA 3'-end processing; rRNA catabolic process; U4 snRNA 3'-end processing. Gene Ontology annotation, molecular function: RNA binding. Lineage: Eukaryota; Metazoa; Chordata; Actinopteri; Perciformes; Serranidae. Gene Ontology annotation, cellular component: nucleolus; cytoplasmic exosome (RNase complex); nuclear exosome (RNase complex).
CUCUGCUUGCUGUGUUUCCGGGGGACAGGUUUGGAGCUGGACUUGUUCACACGCUUUGCUUGGUUGAUUAUUUUCACUGCACCAUGCCGACCGACACCAAACGUGUACGCGGCCCAGAAGUCUCCCAAAGUCCGUAUCUGUUUUUGUGCAAACCGGUGGCCGUCUUCCCCUCUCACGGCCCCAGAGCAGACGGUCGGCAGCGGGAUCAGGUGGACGUGCGGCCCGUGUUUGUCCGUUGCGGGCUGGUGAGCCAGGCUAAAGGCUCCGCGUACAUCGAGGCUGGAAACACCAAGUUAAUGUGCUGCGUUUACGGUCCCAAAGAAAUAGAGCGGAAAGAUGAGACCGAUAUGAAAUGUGGAAGGUUGACAACUGACAUGCGUUUCGCUCCAUUUUCCUGCCUGGAGAGGGGCUCCUGGAUUCAGGGCAGCCAGGACAAAGACCUCUCCCUGAUGCUGCAUGAGAGUCUGCAGCCCGCCCUGUGCCUCCACAAAUAUCCCCGCUCUCAGAUCGAGGUCAACGUGAUGGUUCUCGAGAACAGCGGUUCAGUUCUGGCCCACGCAGUCACUUGCGCUUCUCUCGCUCUCGCAGAUGCAGGGAUCGAAAUGUAUGAUCUGGUGCUUGGUUGUUCCAUACGCCAGGAUGGUGCCUCUUAUGUAGUCGACCCUUCUUACAUGGAGGAAAACAGCUGCAGCUCAGUCAGCGGUGAGAACCAGGGCCGUCUGACUGUUGCAUUCCUCCCCAGCCUGAACCAGAUAUCUGGGCUGCAGUCAGAUGGAGAAAUGACUGAAGAGACUCUGACCGCCGGGAUUCGGACCUGCAUUGAGGGAUGCUAUAAACUGUACCCGGUCAUCCAACAAGCCCUGGCCAAGGCUGUGCGCAGGGCGGCACCGCCACCAUCAGAGAGCUGAGAGACUCAUGAACCAACAACUGCUCAGUUCAUAGUUUUUCUACUUUACAGUUUUUAGUCCUUAAUUUGACAACAAUGCCCAUGUCUGUAUUUUUGCUAUUUCAUUGUCUUUACAUAUAAAUGAAUGCAUCUGAUUUCACCUGUGCUUUCAUAUUAAAUCAUUUAAUA